This is a messenger RNA of Iphiclides podalirius (scarce swallowtail), 5190 nucleotides long. The record is from the annotation of a GenBank genome assembly. NCBI's taxonomy places the organism in Eukaryota, Metazoa, Arthropoda, Insecta, Lepidoptera, Papilionidae.
AUGCGGCGUUAUUUUUGUUGCUUAGUGCCCGAUUCGGAGAUCGGCACGAGCGGCGCGCGGGCGGGAGCGGUCGUCGCCACUUUCAGGGAUCUGAGCUUUGAAACGCCAGUGCGGCCCUGUUUCCGCGGGCCGGCGGGAGAGGCGCGGGAGGCGGGGCGGCGCGAGAGCAGGGCCCGCGGCGGCCCGGCGACCAGUGCAGUGAGCGGCGCGCAGGGCCCAUACCGCGCCAUGGCUCUACGCGCUUUGUUCGUGGCCGCGCUCUUCGCCGGCGGCGGCGCCGUCUACAAUCGGGAGCGAGAUCGACUGCGCGCCGACCCCAGACUACUCGACCGCGCCUGCGAGCUCAGCUCCUGCUACCCCGCCACGGGGAACCUCCUAAUCGGACGCGAGUCUCGGCUCUCGGCGACUUCGACGUGCGGCCUCAAUCGACGCGAGCGCUACUGCAUCGUUUCGUAUCUUGACGACCGGCUCAGGAAGGAGCGCGAGACUUGCUUCACCUGCGACUCCACUAACAAGACGAUACACAAGCCCGACGAGAACCAUCGGAUACAGAACAUCAUUUACAAGUUUUACCCUGGCACUAGAUACCGGUCGUGGUGGCAGUCCGAAAAUGGAAAGGAGAACGUUACGAUUAGACUGGACAUGGAGGCGGAAUUUCAUCUCACGCAUUUAAUCAUACAGUUCAAAACCUUCCGACCAGCUGCGAUCAAUGUGAUUGUAAUGGUCAUGCGGUUGAAUGUGAUGAUAAGACCGGCGCUUGCAAGGAAUGUAGAGAUUAUUCGGAAGGGCACCGUUGUGAAAGAUGUAUCGACGGGUAUUAUGGCGAUCCAAGACUUGGUGUUGACAUUCCGUGCCGACCGUGCCCUUGUCCAGGAAGCUAAUUUAGAGGGUGCUUUAAAUUUGACUCGUGAAGCAAAACAAAGAGCUUCCCAAGCAGCUGAUGAUGCGGAAAGUGUGCAAACAGUUAUAGCAGAUACUGAUAGACAAAUUAAAAACACCGACCGGUUAAUUGAGCUCCAAUAUUCCAACUUUAACAAUACCCAAAACGAAAAUGACAAAAAACUUGAUGAUUUACAAGAACAACUGGCACAACUGCAGUCACAAAUACCGAAAAUUAAUGAAAAAAUGUGUGGUCAAGAGAGUGAUACUUGUGAUAUCUGUGGGGGAGCAGGGUGUGGAAAAUGUGGUGGAAUAUCAUGCGAUCAAGGAGCUAUUACCAAAGCUGAACAAGCUCUUGAUUUCGCAAAUAAAACAGAACACAGAAUUAAGGAUCAUGAACUUACGGCUGAAGAUUUGUUUAAAUCGAUAUCACAAGUAAAGCAAGAUACUGUAGCAGUUCGAUCUCGAUCUAAGGAUUUAUUAAAUAGAGCUAAAGAUUUUAAGUCAUCCGCUGAAAGGGUAACUAACGAAAGCCAGGAACUAUCAGUGGAGUUAAAAGAAUUCCUAUCUAACACCUCUAAUACGCCGGCAGAUGUUAGGACCUUGGCUAAUGACAUAUUGAAUUUAUCUAUACGAAUAGAACCGAAAGAAAUUACAGAAUUAUCUCAGCGUAUCAAUUCCACUGUUUCACAACUAACGAAUAUUGAAAACAUUAUAACAGAAACAAAACCAGACUUAGAGCGAGCCAAAGCCCUUAAACAAAAUGCUACUGCCGUUAGUAAUGAAGCCAAUUUGACUCUCGAAAUGGCUAAUAAAGUUUUAGAAGCUUUAGACGAGGCUCAGGCAGCACAAGACGCAGCCGAAAAUGCAAUUGAUAAAGCUAAUAGCGAUAUAGAAGCAGCCAAAAGCGACUUGGUACCGAUAGCUUUCGAAACCGAACAGGCACAGAAAAAGGCUAAUGAAACUAUGGAUGAAGUUGAGGGUCUUCGCCUGCGUCUUUCGGAUUUGCAGAAAAAUAUUUUAAAGAUCGAAAGUGACGCUGAACAGGUUAAACAGGAGGCUAACGAUGUCGUUAAUCGCGCCGAAGGUGCGGAGCAAAAUGCCAGGCGACUCAGACAAGAUUUCAAGCAAACUAAUAUGUGGCUGUACUUGGAGCCAAUUCUGUGCAAUGAUGACGGUGAGCUCGGUGUUAAGUUUCGUAAGGUGGACCAGGGCUUCAGACAAGUCGCCCGUAUAUUGGAAUCAGAUCCGCGCGUAUCGGCACUGCUGCAAUCUGCGAGGCUCUCGUCAACCCUAGAUUCUAUAUCGGAACAACUUAACGCCUGUCAAUCAGCUCUAAACCAAUAUAUAGAUAAAAAGCGUUUAGUUUUCCCGCGGCUCUAUUUCCUGAGUGACGAUGACCUGCUAGAAUUGCUUGGACAGGCCACUGCUGGCGCUGGAGGCAGGGAGGCGGUCAUGCAAUCGCAUCUUAAAAAACUCUUUCCGGGUAUAACCGGCGUGCGGCUUGGGCCCUCGGGAUUAUCUAUAACAGCUCUUUGCAGCCGCCACGAGGAAACUUUCCAACUUGAACAUCCGGUUGACGUAGACUGCUCCGUAGAACUGUGGUUGAAGAACCUCGAGGCGGAGAUACGUUCGUCCUUAAAGAGUCUGGCGCUGAAGUGCAUACUGAACAGAGACUUGUACAGCCAGGAUCCGUUUUCGCUGCCGACGCAAAUUCUAUGUUUGGCGCAAAACAUCCGCUUCACCAAGCAAGCGGAAAGGGCUAUAGCGUCUAAAGAGCUGCACAAACUGAUGGCGAACGUGGAAAGAGAAAACGUGGAGUAUUCAUCCGCGGAGGCCGAUAACGAGGGGGAGAGACAAAAGCGGCAAGCUCUUAUAUUGCAGUGCUCACAUUACACUUCCGUCGUGCAGACGCUGAUAGACAACAAUGUUACGUCGACCGACGACUGGCUCUGGCAGAAGCAACUCAGAUUCUACUUACUCGAGGCGAAAGAAAUAGUCGCGGAAAUGGGCCUGGCUCGAAUUUCGUACUCUUACGAAUAUCUAGGCGUCGACACGGGACAGUUUGUGCGCACGGAACUCGCUGACGAGUGUUUUUUAAUCCUGACCCAGGCUUUGCAUCUAGGUUCAAUGGGUAACCCAUUUGGCCCCGCCGGCACUGGAAAGACCGAGUCGGUAAAAGCACUAGGCGGCUUGGUGGGCCGUCUUGUACUGGUUUUCAAUUGUGACGAGGCGAUGGACGCUGAAUGCAUGGGCCGCCUUCUGACCGGUCUCGCCCUCUCUGGCGCGUGGGGCUGCUUCGACGAGUUCAACCGUCUCUCGAGUGACACGCUCGCCGCCGUGUCGCACCAGCUCACUUCGCUCCUCGCCGCAAUCGGACGCACGCCCGGCACGGAAGCUGACGCGCUGCUAAAUGGAAAACAUGUGCACGUGUCGGAGUGGUGCGGCGUGGCGGCCACCAUGAACCCCAUUGGGCGCGGCUACGGGGGCAGGCGCGCCCUGCCCGCGGCCCUCUCGCGCCUGCUGCGGCCCGUGUGCAUGGCGCAGCCGCGCGGCGGCCCGCUGGCGCGCCACCUGCUCGCCGCGCACUGCCUCGCCGAGCCCCGAGCGCGCGCCGAUGACCUGCACAACGUGUUCGCCAUGGCCAGCAUGCUGCUGAGUGGCCAGCGCCACUACGACUGGGGCCUGCGAGCGCUGAAGGCGGCAAUCGGCAGCUGCGGCGCGGCCCUCGCCCCCAUGCGAGGGCAACCCGAGCAGAGCCAGAGGGCCGCUCUGCGCCGCCUCCUGCGCCUCAACAACCGCUCGAAACUCACCGAGCACGACGCCCACAGAUUUGAAAAUAUUUUGUCGAUGGUGUUCGCCGGUGUGCCCGAAGAGCAGUCGACGGUUGACACCAUUUCUAGUGCUCUGGAGGCUUCCAUUAAAGACCUGGGAUUAGUGCAUAAUAAGGAUCAGGUUCAGAAAUGUAUGGAGCUUUAUGAACAGCUUCAGCAACGAAUGGGCGUCGUCAUCGUUGGCCCACCGGGUUCUGGGAAAUCAACUAUUAGGCGUUUGUUGAAAUCUGCGCUGACGCAUCAAGGUAAGAGCGUGGUUGAGUACGUGAUCUACCCCAAGGCGAUGAGCAGGAACUGCCUGCUGGGCCACAUAGAGCCCGACACUCGACAAUGGACCGACGGUGUCGUAUCCACCGUCGCCCUGGAAGUCUCCAAUCAGCCAGCCGGCGUGCUCUCGUGGGUGGUGUUCGACGGCGACAUUGAGCCGGGAUGGGUGGAGGCGCUGAACUCCGUUCUGGACGACAACCGGCUGCUCACGUUGCCGUCGGGCGGGCGCGUGCACUUCGGCCCCGGGGUCAACUUCCUCUUCGAGACGCACGCCCUGGGCCACGCCUCGCCCGCCACCGUCUCGCGCCUGGCGGUCAUACUGCUCGGCGAGGAGCAGAAUUGUGCGGACGAGGUGCUGGAGUCUUGGAUGCGGAAGGCUGACCCUGAGCGGGAGUUGGGCAAGAUGGCUUUGCCUUUACUACGCACGGCAGUCGGGAAGUGUGUCAGCUGGUUGGCCAAGCACAGGUCCGACCUGGCGAUAAAGUUGUAUGCCGUCACAGCGGUCAAACAAAUUCUAACCCAAUUCGAAUACUUAAUCGAUAACUCCGUCGUAAGCGCUGCUCACAUGACUCCUGAAGAGUUAGUUUAUUUGGCCGUUCAGAGGAGCAUAUUGAGCGUUAUUAAGGACAGCGGUCUUGAUAGCUUCCAUUCCGAGUUUAGCAGUUGCUCAGCUAUCGGAUUGGAGUCAUAUCACCUCGUCUCCCCCUCCGCAAACCGAUUCCAAAGUAAUGAUUUCAACCAGCUGGAGAGCAACGUAAAUUCGGCCUUGCUGGGCCCGCCGCCCAGCGCGAGCCCAACCCUGGGCGAGUGGGCCUCGGACUCGCUGUACGUGUCCACGCGGCUGGCGGAGUGCGAGCCCACUGUGCGCGCUGCCGUAAUGACGGACGACUCGCACCUCCUCCUCGUCGGGCCACACGCCUGCGCCAAGAAUAUCAUAGCGGAGCACGUCCUAAAGGAGUCUAAUGCGACGGUCAUAACAAUAGACUGCACGCCAAUCAUGGAACCUGAGGAUAUCAUCGCUGAAUUGAAAAGGAGCAACGCUGUGCGUUCGGGCGGCGACGGUCGUUUCGGCGAGCGUGGCCGCGUGACCCUACUAGUGCGCAGCCUGCACCGCGCUCGCCGCGACGCUUGGGGCUCGUGCCCUCUCUACGCCUUCCUCCUGCAGGUCAUUAUUCACGUAAUAGUCGUAAUUAUAUGCGUUCUGAAUAUA